GAAAGACCUAGGUUGCUGCAUUUUUUGACGUUUCUGUUGUUUCGGAUAGAAGAUGGGCUACGUAAGUUGAUCGCAUCAACUUAGUUCAAGCAAAACAUGAGCCAACGGGAUUCACCAAGUGUUGCUCUAGUUCAAAUGGAUGACCAAAAGUCAUCUCGUUUGUACCUUACUAAUAGCGAGCAACGACGACAAACAUGCAAGCGAGUUGUCUGGUCUCUUUUAGUGGGUCAGACGUUGGCUCUCUUACUGGCUGCAUCGGGCACAUGCACGGCACUCCUAUCACACUGGAAUUUCAGCCUACCCUUUGCACAAAACCUACCAUAUUAUUUCUUGUUGCUGUUGGUUUACAAUUCCACUCGACUAUCAGUACAAGUUCAGCGUAACCAAAACCGGUCAGUGAUGGUGGAACAUGUCGAUUUGAGAAGAGAACCAACUCAAUCGAAUGACAGCCGCCUAAACAGGUGCGUGGUAUAUGUUUCCAUUGGGGUCAUAUUGGUUCACUCCGUAUGGGCAACCAUGACCGCCUAUGCUUACACAAAUUUGACAAGCAUACAACUCCUUGAUUGUUUGGGAAUACCUACCGCAAUGCUCCUCAGUUUCCUCAUCCUGCGCCAUCAGUACCUGUGGACGCAUUACGUCGGAGCUGGUGUUUGUGUUGCGGGUGCGGUUAUGAUGAUCGGAGCGGACUUCCUCGCGGUAGAAAAGGCAGGUCGUUCCAACCCUACUAAUUCGAUCAAAAAUGAUGCACAAACGAAUGUCGUGAUUGGAGACAUUCUGGCACUCAUUGGGGGAAUCCUUUACGGAGCCUACAGUGUACUUCAGGAGUACGCGAUUCUCAAGUACGGAGCAGUCAAUACUCUGGCAAAUGUUAGCAUGGUGACUUCCGUCUUGUGUGGUUUCUACUGUGCAACCAUGGAACACGAGAAGCUCACUGAGCUUCUUACCAUGCAGACGUUAUCUGGAAAGCUGGUACCGGCCAAGGCUGGGAUUUGCUUGGCUGGUUACGUCUGUGCAGCCUUUACUCUGGAUUCGCUCAUGGCUUUCACGAUCACUUGGGUCAGUGCGGUUACCAUCAACCUGUCCCUUCUCACCGCUGACGUUUAUGGCCUCAUCGUGGGGAUAUUCGUGUUCCAACUUACGUUCCAUUACCUUUACUAUAUUGCAUUUACAUGCAUAAUUGUCGGAGUGGUAAUAUAUUCCAUUCGUCCUGCACGUGCGGUUUCCUUGGAACCGGUGAGUUUAUGAUUAGACAGCCAAGAAUCCGAAACAGCGGUGUCUUUCUAUGUGAACCCGACGUCAGAACCCCGGUGUAAUCCUGAUCUGACCGGCACGUCACCGUCGGACAAAACUGGUUCUUGGACUGUCUGCCUGACCAAAGUGAAAUAAGACCCACCAGCCUAACAUCUUCAGCGAAGACCUCUAUUUACUUGUAUCUGUAUCCGCCUUUUCGUUAUGUUUAUCUGCUAUACUCCCAAACUGUCAUAUUCCACUUAAUGAUCUAAUCAGGGUUCCACCUCUAUUUUUUCUACUGGAACUCCAAAGGAACCACUUCGCUUUGGGUCUACUCUCCACAUAUCGAUAAGAUUUGUUGUCCUGAUCUCAAGAUGCUAUUGAACGUACA
Molecule: messenger RNA, 1621 nt
Organism: Opisthorchis viverrini
Lineage: Eukaryota; Metazoa; Platyhelminthes; Trematoda; Opisthorchiida; Opisthorchiidae
Exons: 2
Coding region: 97-1245 (382 amino acids)
Biological process (GO): transmembrane transport
Cellular component (GO): membrane
Molecular function (GO): transmembrane transporter activity
Source: RefSeq, a predicted model, not a curated record